AUGGGGCAGGAGGGACGCGGCGAGCUAGGCGGAGGCGCGGCGUGCGGGCGCCUGCGGUCCAGGGCUGGCGCUCAGAACACCGGCCCCCGGCGGCACCGAUUGGGCCGGGUCGGCCUCGGGCGGAGUGCGGCGGGAGGGGGCGGAGUGCGGCGGGAGGGGCCGCGCGCGCCUGCAGGUUGGCGCAGUGAGGAGGCCGAGGACUGCGAGUCCGGCCGCCGCCCCUCCCGCCGCGCCCAGGCGGGCGGCGGAUCUCCCUUCCGCAUCCUUCCCUCAGCAGGGCUCCGUCUCUUCCCCUCGGAUUUUUUACUCGAAAGCUAA
Messenger RNA from Rangifer tarandus platyrhynchus (Svalbard reindeer), 318 nucleotides. Lineage: Eukaryota; Metazoa; Chordata; Mammalia; Artiodactyla; Cervidae. The record is from the annotation of a GenBank genome assembly.